This is a messenger RNA of Papaver somniferum (opium poppy), 2375 nucleotides long. RefSeq names its product peptidyl-prolyl cis-trans isomerase PASTICCINO1-like. Gene Ontology annotation, molecular function: protein binding; peptidyl-prolyl cis-trans isomerase activity. The coding region runs from base 291 to 2174 and encodes 627 amino acids. The transcript is spliced from 20 exons. NCBI's taxonomy places the organism in Eukaryota, Viridiplantae, Streptophyta, Magnoliopsida, Ranunculales, Papaveraceae. The record is from RefSeq and is a predicted model, not a curated record.
CUCCAAAGAUCAGAAUUAAAUCACAUCGGUUAUAACCACGAGCGUAGGCCAUCCAUCUAAAAUCUAGUUUUGUCUAGUCAACUCUUGUCAUAUAAUCCACGGGAUGAAACAAGCCGCUUCUUGUUUGUUGACCAAACACUAAACAAACACUCUCUGGGAAUGGAAUUUCGCAUAAACUCAAUACAGGAGUUUAUAGUUAGAUUGAAAAAUACAAUUAGGUCUUAGAGUUUAGUACUCCACAUCACCAUCCUUUGUGUAACCUAAAAUUCAUCAAUAUCUAUACUUCAAGUAUGAUCAAUGAGGAUCAGGAUCAAGGGUUUGCUUCUAAAAAGAAGAAAUCACCGCUUGAGGAAGAGAAUGAGAAGAGGAGAAAGAAAAUUGUGGAGGGAAGUUUGAUGAAAGCUGAGAUUAGACCUGGAGGUGGUACUGCAACACCUGUAGAUGGAAAUCAGAUUAUUUACCAUUGUACAGUUCGAACGUUGGAGGGUGUUGUUGUUGAAUCUACAAGAACAGAAUGUGGAGGCAAAGGAUAUCCUGUAAGACAAAUCCUGGGAAAAAGCAAGAUGAUUCUGGGACUUUUAGAAGGAAUUUCGACCAUGUUGAAGGGUGAAGUAGCAAUGUUCAAAAUGAAACCUGAAAUGCACUAUGGAGAAGUUGAUUGUCCUGUUACUACUUCAGAAACCUUCCCCAAGCAUGAUGAACUUCAUUUUGAGAUUGAGUUAUUAGAUUUUUCUAAAGUCAAGGUCAUUACUGAUGAUUUUGGAGUUGUAAAAAAGGUAAUAGAUGAGGGAGAGGGAUGGGAAUCCCCAAGGGAACCAUAUGAAGUAAAAGCAUGCAUUUCUGCAAAGGCGAGCAAUGGAAAACAAAUUGUUUUGAAGACACAAGGAGAACCAUUUUUCUUUACUUUUGGAAAAGAUGAGGUACCUAAAGGUCUUGAGAUGGGCAUUGGAACAAUGGCGCGUGGUGAGAAAGCAACAAUAUUUGUUAGCAACCAUUACUUAUCUGAAUCUUCUUUCAUGCCAGAUGUAGUAGGUUUCGAAGAUGUCCAGUUUGACGUGGAAUUAGUUCACUUUAUUCAGGUAAGAGACAUGCUUGGUGAUGGUCGUCUCAUAAAGCGUCGUAUUCGUGAUGGAAAAGGUGAAUUUCCCAUGGAUUGCCCUCUUCAAGACAGUCUAUUACGUGUUCAUUACAAGGGUAUGCUUCUUGAUGAACAAAAGACAGUGUUUUAUAAUACACGAGUUGACAAUGGUGGUCAGCAUGUGGAAUUCGGUUCAGGGGAAGGGCUUGUGCCUGAGGGGAUUGAAAUGUGUGUUCGCCUGAUGCUUCCUGGAGAGGUAGCUCUUGUCACAUGCCCUCCAGAUUAUGCUUAUGACAAGUUCGCAAGGCCUGCAACUGUUCCUGAAGGUGCUCAUGUUCAGUGGGAAAUUGAGCUUCUUGGUUUUGAGAUGCCAAAGGACUGGACUGGUCUAAGCUUCAAUAGUAUCAUGGAAGAAGCAGACAAAAUAAAGAGCACGGGAAAUAGACUUUUUAAAGAGGGAAAGUUUGAACUAGCCAAGGCGAAGUAUGAAAAGCUGCUUCGAGAAUAUAAUCAUGUCAAUCCGCAAGAUGACGAGGAAGGGAAAAUAUUUGCGAACUCAAGGAAUUCUUUGCAUCUAAAUGUGGCUGCUUGCUACCUGAAAAUGGGUGAAUGCAAAAAAUCUAUCGAGGCAUGUAACAAGGUUUUAGAAGCAAGUCCUGGACAUGUGAAGGCUCUAUAUCGUCGUGGUAUGGCGUACAUGUCAGCUGGAGAUUUUGAGGAAGCUAGGAGUGAUUUUAAGAAGAUGGUAACCAUUGACAAGUCCUUGGAACCUGACGCGACAGCAGCUCUUAAAAAGCUCAAGCAAAAGGAACAGGAAGUUGAGAUGAAGGCUAAAAAGCAAUUUAAAGGUCUGUUUGACAAGAAGCCUGGGGAAAUUGCUGAUGCUGGAACUGAAUUGGGCAAAGAUGAGAAAGCUGAAAAUGAUGAAAACCUUAAACGUGGCAACGAUGCUUCACAAGAUCAAGAAAAGGAAGUCGAAGAAGAGGAAGACGAAGAAGAAGCUCCACAGCCUCAAAGGGGUUUGUUCAGCAGGAUUUGGCCUGUUGGUAGUAGAGUAUUUUCUGCACUUGGUUUACAAAGAUGUUCCAUAUUAUAAAGAGAUUUUCACCUCUAGACUUAACAAUGCUUAGAUAUUAUUUUCCAAUUAGGGGAUUCAUAACUUAGUUGAGGGAGAACCACAGUCUAUUAAUUAGUUGCUUCGAGAAUCCAUGCCCAUUUAAAAAGAAAAACAAUAUAAUAAUGCGCUUCAAAUUGGCUAUGGUUGAAAUAUUACUGUAUCUCUUGUUGUUUGUUUAUA